This is a messenger RNA of Myxocyprinus asiaticus (Chinese sucker), 1269 nucleotides long. RefSeq names its product NIMA-related kinase 12 (gene nek12). Gene Ontology annotation, biological process: protein phosphorylation. Gene Ontology annotation, molecular function: ATP binding; protein kinase activity. The record is from RefSeq and is a predicted model, not a curated record. NCBI's taxonomy places the organism in Eukaryota, Metazoa, Chordata, Actinopteri, Cypriniformes, Catostomidae.
AUGGAGAAAUAUAACAAAGUCCUUACUCUUGGCUGAGGAGGAGCAGGUGAUGUGUUAUUGAUGAAAAAUGUGGAUAAAAAAAAAAAAAAGUAUGCUGUCAAGAGAAUACUUCUGGACAGUUCUCGAAAAACAAAGACCAAAGAAGUUGUGUUGCAAGAGGCAGGCAUUCUCAGCAGCGUGAAGCUCCCUCAUAUUAUAACAUGGUUUGACACUUUCUUUGACUCAACUAAUGACCAUAUUUACAUUGUUAUGGAUUAUUGUGAUGGUGGAACACUUGAUGUCCACAUUAAAGAGCAAAAGGGUGGGUAAUACUUUGCAGAAUCCAAGAACUGGUUUGUGCAAGUCAUCAUGGUGGUCAGUUACAUCCACUCUGAAAAGAUCCUGCACAGAGAUAUCAAGCCUUCCAAUGUGCUGUUAACCAAGAGAGGUGUGAUUAAACUUGGGGAUUUUGGAAUAUCAAAGAUCAUGAACCAUACGCUUGAUGUGGCAUCUACCUGUGUGGGAACCCCCAGUUACCUGAAUCCUGAACUCUGCCAGGAAGUCCCAUACAGCACCAAAUCUGACAAAUGGGCUGUUGGCUGCCUACUGUAUGAGCUCUGUGCCCUCGAACCAGCUUUUGAAGCCAAAAAUCUCUUAAAUCUGUUUUACAAGAUCAUAAAAGGGGAAUACAUCAAAGCUCCCGAGAAGUAUUCCAAAGACAUACAUACAUUAAUUGAGAAAGUGUUGUCCUUGGUUCCAGAGAACAGACCGAGUGCAAGCAGCCUCCUUAGCAUGACCUAUGUGCAAGAAAAUUUGGGAAAGUUUGUCACGCAUCAAGAGAAAGAGCUGACGAAAGUUAAUGCUGAAUCCAGACCUCAAACAAAAGAAGAGUUUAACAAUUAAAUGCCAUCUUUGGAAAGCAGAACAGACAGAGAACAUGCCACUGAGGAGGAAGUAGCCCAUGAAGGAACGGAGUCUGAUUAUUCAGAGGACUUUGACGAACAUGAUAGCUUUACAUACUCUGAGGAUGUUUCAAGGGAAGAUGUCUCCUCCAGCCCUGCAAAUGUGGUUGAAGAGAUGUUUGAAGAGUCUUGUGUUGUGUCUGAUGAUAAGUACAUCACAGACUAUGCAGAUAACUUUGAAGAAGUUGAGGAUGACGACCUGGCAGAAGUGGUCUGCUGUGCCAGAGAAGUCAUGAACUAUGUCUCAGAGAAUGAUUCCUUUGAAUUGGAUCUUAGAGAUGCUGACAGUUUCUCUGUCACAAUGAAAGUGAUGAGAGAGAAAUACUAA